UGUGUGGAGCGGCACUUGUGGUUGCAUUGCCUUAUUUGUCUAGCUGCUAACAACUGCUGCGUGACAGUAGCGCGUCGAUUCGUUAAACUUUUGUCUUCAAUCAUCUUUGGCUGGCGGUCAUUUGGGUAAAUCGUCGAAGCGUUAUCGUGUUUGCUGCAAUAUCUGACAAGCGAGUGACAAGACUCCUUUAGACAGUCGUCAUGGCACAACUCGGUACCCUUAACCCCGUCCAAAUUCUCAACCAACAGGCAGAAGAAGAAAAGGCAGAGAAUGCGCGUCUGUCAUCGUUCGUUGGCGCAAUAGCCAUUGGAGAUCUACUAAAGUCCACGCUUGGGCCCAAAGGAAUGGACAAAAUUCUAUUGUGCGAAACAUCGCGUGAUUCGAAAGUGGAGGUGACAAACGAUGGGGCCACGAUACUCAAGGCGAUUGGUAUUGAUAAUCCUGCCGCCAAGGUUCUCGUGGAUAUCUCGAAAACGCAGGACGAUGAGGUUGGCGAUGGCACAACCUCGGUUGCUGUCUUGGCCGCGCAGCUCCUACAGGAAGCUGAGAAGCUGGUUGGUAUGCGAUUACAUCCGCAAACAAUUAUUGCCGGUUGGCGGAAAGCUGUAGUUGCGGCACGCGCUGCUCUUGAGGAAUUCUCUCAAAAUCGCUCGAACGAUGAAGCGCAGUUUCGAAUCGAUGUUCUUAAUAUUGCGCGCACAACCCUUGGAUCGAAGAUUUUAUCUCAGCAUAAAGACUUUUUUGCACAGUUGGCCGUCGAUGCCGUUAUGCGUCUAAAGGGCAAAUCUAAUUUGGACGCAAUUCACAUUAUCAAGAAACUCGGAGGAAGCAUGCUUGAUUCUCACCUCGAGCAGGGUUUCUUACUCGACAAAAAACCGGGCUUGAAUCAGCCGAAACGUGUGGAAAAGGCUCAAAUACUCAUUGCCAACACACCCAUGGAUAGCGACAAAAUUAAGGUGUUCGGUUCCCGUAUGAAGUGCGAGUCGAUCGCUAAGGUUGCUGAACUCGAGGAUGCUGAGAAGCUAAAAAUGAAACGCAAAGUGGACGCGAUUUUAGCUCACAAGUGCAACGUGUUCAUUAACCGUCAACUAAUCUACAAUUAUCCGGAGCAACUCUUCGCUGAUGCUGGUGUUAUGGCUAUCGAGCACGCCGAUUUUGAUGGCAUUGAACGACUCGCUUUGGUCACUGGCGGCGAAAUCGUAUCGACGUUCACCAGCCCAGAAAGUGUGCGGCUAGGUACGUGUGAUGUUAUUGAGGAGGUGAUGAUCGGCGAGGACAAACUAUUGAAAUUCAGUGGGGUGCCGCUCGGGGAAGCCUGCACUAUCGUGCUUCGUGGAGCCACCCAACAAAUCUUGGACGAGGCUGAACGCUCGCUGCACGACGCUUUGUGUGUACUCGCAUUUGUCGUCAAGGAGAAAAAAAUUUGUUAUGGUGGAGGUAGUGCAGAGAUGCUGAUGGCCGCAGCCGUCGACAGCGUCGCGCAGACCACACCUGGCAAAGAGGCCCUUGCCAUUGAGGCAUUUGCUAGGGCGCUUCGCCAACUGCCAACAAUCAUUGCGGACAAUGCUGGUCUUGAUUCGGCACAGCUGGUAUCGGAGUUACGUGCUGCACACGCCAAUGGCCAGAGUACUUUCGGUAUCAACAUAGCUGAUGCAAAGAUUGACGACAUGGAGAAACUCGGCGUAACUGAAGCAUUCGUGGUGAAGCGACAAGUUUUACUAUCGGCAUCAGAAGCGGCCGAGAUGAUCUUGCGAGUAGACAGCAUUAUAAAGGACGCUCCCAGAAAGAGGGUGCCGGACAGAAGCCACUAAAAGGACUAGGUAAUUAGUAGGCAUUCUGUCGUACUGUUGAUUUUGCUAAUUCGGUGUGCGUACCGUCUUUGCCUCAAGUAAUGACCUUAUUACUAGCAACAAAAAGAAACAUCGAAUCAUCAAUGAACACCUAACUUAAUAUGACCAACUUUCUUCAACUUUCAUUGUGCACAUGAUUAUAAGGUGUACAUGCUAUCCUUUAAAAAAUAUGAUUCGCCGCUUCGCUCUGAAAAAGGCGGAGCGAGAGGUUGCAUUGUUGUUUAGGUGCCGUUAAAUAUCCCUGUACGACUGAAAAGCCUGCUGAACCAGACUAGGGCUGCUUGACUGAGGAAAGCAGACUGACUAAUGUAUUGUGCAUGCAGAGCCUUCGAGAGCCGGCUAAUUAUUUAUGCGUGCAUGGUCCAAAACGCUUCUGCUUAAUUUUUAUAUUAUUAAAAAUAACACAAGCAAACAAUCAACGAGUCCUCUUUUUACUUUAGAAAAUUUUUUCAUUUAAAUAAUUCGGCUACGCUCUAAGCGUAUAAAAACAAUAAUAUAGCAAGAAAAAAAAAUAAGAACUUUGCGCUAAUUUUGUUAACACGAAUUUGAAGAAUACGGUAUAAGUGUACUAUUUUUCUGGGUCGCUUAGUAUAUACGAUGCAUUAAACUAGUAACGUUCAUUGUUAUUUGACUGAUACCCUUAAAUUGAUACUUGAAUCAAUAUAGACACCCACAAAAAUACGUCAACUAAUAAUUAAACAAUCUUCUAUCGAGUACCUUGCAAGCAUGUAAAUUAUAUCAGGUGCAGGGUAGAGGCAUAGACAGGACCCUGAACGGUGUUCUCAUGUAGACAUUCAAGAGCGUUCGGAUGUAUGUAGUUCUUCUUGAUAAAAAUUCAAUGUUACCUUGCCUAGUAAUGCUUACGAUUACUUUUUUUUAUAUUUCACUAUGUUAUUGAUAAUUUAAUCUGUUCGGGCGUACCGCGUCUAGUUGGCUUUAUGAAGUUUGUGUGAUUACUACAUAUAAAGACAAAAAACCCUUUUAAGUAGCGUA
Molecule: messenger RNA, 2843 nt
Organism: Varroa destructor (honeybee mite)
Lineage: Eukaryota; Metazoa; Arthropoda; Arachnida; Mesostigmata; Varroidae
Gene: CCT2
Product: chaperonin containing TCP1 subunit 2
Biological process (GO): protein folding
Cellular component (GO): cytosol; chaperonin-containing T-complex
Molecular function (GO): ATP binding; ATP hydrolysis activity; ATP-dependent protein folding chaperone
Source: RefSeq, a predicted model, not a curated record